Molecule: messenger RNA, 1469 nt
Organism: Myotis myotis
Lineage: Eukaryota; Metazoa; Chordata; Mammalia; Chiroptera; Vespertilionidae
Gene: RBFOX3
Product: RNA binding fox-1 homolog 3
Exons: 12
Coding region: 255-1394 (379 amino acids)
Biological process (GO): nervous system development; regulation of alternative mRNA splicing, via spliceosome
Cellular component (GO): cytoplasm; nucleus
Molecular function (GO): mRNA binding
Source: RefSeq, a predicted model, not a curated record
CCUGCCGACACCUGUCCCUAUCCACCCUCCACCGCCACCGCCACUGUCCACCCCCAGGCAGUUCCGGAGGGACCCGUGGGGCCUCCCAGGGCCCGGAGAACAGAGCGCACCUGCCCCGCCAGCGCGGUGUCGAGUCUGAUCCAUCAGGGGAGGACCUGCCGUGUUUCCCCCGCGGGUCUGCGGCCUCGGCUGGGCCCGUCCCAGGAGCCACCUGCAGACUGGGCAGCCAGGACGCCACGGCUCCGCCUGAAGCGAUGGCCCAGCCCUACCCCCCCGCCCAGUACCCGCCUCCGCCACAGAACGGCAUCCCCGCCGAGUACGCCCCGCCCCCGCCGCACCCCACACAGGACUACUCGGGCCAGACCCCGGUCCCCCCGGAGCACGGCCUGACCCUGUACACACCAGCACAGACCCACCCCGAGCAGCCGGGCACCGAGGCCAGCACACAGCCCAUGGCGGGGGCCCCGACAGUGCCGCAGACAGACGAGGCGGCACAGACGGACAGCCAGCCGCUCCACCCCUCCGACCCCACAGAGAAACAGCUCCCCAAGCGGCUCCACGUCUCCAACAUCCCCUUCCGGUUCAGGGACCCCGACCUGCGGCAAAUGUUCGGGCAAUUCGGAAAAAUUUUAGACGUGGAGAUCAUUUUUAACGAGCGGGGCUCCAAGGGCUUUGGGUUUGUAACUUUUGAAACUAGCUCAGAUGCUGACCGAGCCCGGGAGAAGCUGAAUGGGACGAUCGUAGAGGGACGGAAAAUUGAGGUCAAUAACGCCACAGCCCGAGUCAUGACCAACAAGAAGACGUCGAACCACUACACCAACGGCUGGAAGCUCAACCCCGUGGUGGGCGCCGUCUAUGGGCCUGAAUUCUAUGCAGGUAAAGAGCUGAAGCGGUGGAGGGGGCUGGUGGGGGGCGUGGCCGGGCGGGUGUGGCCAGGUGCGCGGGGGCGUGGUCUGGAGGGGCGUGGUCGGGGCCUGUGGGCCGGGCCGGGCAUGGGGUGCCCUCACCCUAUCUCGGCCUUCCCACUCACACUGCCCCUCUCCCGCCCGCUCUCCGCAGUGACGGGGUUCCCCUACCCCACCACGGGCACGGCCGUGGCCUACAGGGGCGCGCACCUGCGGGGCCGGGGCCGGGCCGUGUACAAUACGUUCCGGGCUGCGCCGCCCCCGCCCCCCAUCCCCGCGUAUGGAGCGGUCGUGUAUCAGGACGGCUUUUAUGGUGCUGAGAUUUAUGGAGGCUAUGCCGCCUACAGAUACGCCCAGCCGGCCGCCGCCGCGGCGGCAGCAGCAGCAGCAGCAGCCUACAGCGACAGUUACGGCCGAGUCUACACAGCUGCCGACCCCUACCACCACCCCAUCGGCCCCACGGCCGCCUACAGCAUCGGGACCAUGUGACAGCGUCCACUGUUUCCUUCUCGGACCGUGAAGGGCAAAAACAAAAAACAAACAAAAAAAUCACAAAACAAAAAA